AUGAAAUUUAUUCCAGAGCUGGGUCAAUGGAGGAGUAGAAGGAGUACCAAGAAAAGAGGGAAUAACGGUCAUGCCAAAAAAGGCCAUGGCCAAGUAGAGCCUAUUCGUUGCACCAACUGCACCCAAUGUGUGCCCAAGGGCAAGGCCCCUAAGAAGUUUGUCAUUCAAAAUAUAGUGGAGGCCGCAGCCGUUAGAGACAUUUCUGAAGCAAGUGUCUUUGAUGCCUAUGUGCUUCCCAAGCUGAAUGUGAAACUACAUCACUGUGUGCGCUGUGCCAGUCACAGCAAGGCAGCCAGGAAUCAUUCUUGUAAAACCUGGAAGGACGGAACAUCCCCACCCCAAUUUAGACCUGCUGGUGCUGCCCCACGACCUCCACCAAAGUCUAUGUAA
Messenger RNA from Myotis daubentonii (Daubenton's bat), 390 nucleotides. RefSeq names its product small ribosomal subunit protein eS26-like. The transcript is spliced from 2 exons. Bases 1 to 390 code for a protein of 129 amino acids. Lineage: Eukaryota; Metazoa; Chordata; Mammalia; Chiroptera; Vespertilionidae. The record is from RefSeq and is a predicted model, not a curated record.